Messenger RNA from Trichosurus vulpecula (common brushtail), 2652 nucleotides. RefSeq names its product solute carrier family 49 member 3 (gene SLC49A3). Bases 128 to 1576 code for a protein of 482 amino acids. The transcript is spliced from 10 exons. The record is from RefSeq and is a predicted model, not a curated record. Gene Ontology annotation, biological process: transmembrane transport. Gene Ontology annotation, molecular function: transmembrane transporter activity. Lineage: Eukaryota; Metazoa; Chordata; Mammalia; Diprotodontia; Phalangeridae. Gene Ontology annotation, cellular component: membrane.
UGGAACAGAAGGCCGCCGGUGGGCUGUGACGUGAGAUCCUCCGGCACGACCAGCUCCGCGCCGCCGCCGAGUUCAUGCCACAGAGCGCCAGAGGAGGCUUCCUGCUAAGCCACUUCUUCCCGGGGGGAUGCCGGACGCCGCCGCCUCUGGUAGCCAGGAGACCGCCACUGUGGGGGUCCAGCGCUCCAUAGAGCCCAGCGCUCUGAGCAGACUGACCCGCUACCAGACCUACAAGCGGCGAUGGUUCUUCCUUCUGGUCGUCUCCUUACUCAGUUGUUCCAAUGCUAUGCUUUGGCUGAGUUUCGCCCCGGUGGCUGACAAAAUUUCUCACUACUUCCAACUCUCCAUGAUGGAGAUUAAUUGGUUGUCGCUUAUCUACCUGGUGAUAUCCAUCCCCUUUGGCAUAGUUGCUACAUGGAUCCUGGAUUCUUUUGGACUCAGGUGUUCAACUAUCCUGUGUGCCUGGUUGAAUGCCAUUGGGAGUGUCAUCCGAUUGUUCCCCUGCUUUCCUUUUCUGGGCAAUUACCAUUUCCUGUAUUUUAUGAUCGGCCAGAGCUUGUGCGCUGUGGCCCAGGUCUUGGUGGUCUUCUCUCCAGCCAAACUUGCAGCCUUGUGGUUCCCAGAGCACCAGAGAGCCACUGCCAACAUGAUUGCAACCAUGUCAAACCCUCUGGGCGUCCUCCUGGCUAAUAUGGGGUCUCCUGCGCUUGUGAAAAAAGAGGAAGAUAUUCCAUUAAUGCUUGGACUCUACAUCAUCCCAGCUGGUGUUGCCUGCCUCCUCUCCAGUGCCUGCAUUUGGGAAAGCGUCCCUCCAACUCCACCAUCCGUGGGAGCUGCCACCUCUACCUCAGAGCCUUUUCUUUCAGGGAUGUGGAUUCUCCUUCGGAACAAAGCAUAUGUCAUCCUGGCGCUGUGCUUUGGAGGUGGCAUUGGUGCUUUCUCGGCCUUCUCUGCCCUGCUGGAGCAGAUCCUUUGUGUGAAAGGCUAUUCCAAUGAAUUUUCUGGCCUCUGUGGUGCCCUCUUCAUUGUGUUUGGGACUAUUGGUGCUUUUGUCCUUGGCCUCUAUGUGGACAGGACCAAAAAGUUCAUUGAAGCCACCAAAAUUGGUUUCUGUCUGACUACGUUAGCUGCCAUCGCUUUUGCCGUGGUGUCUCAGAUGCAGGGCCAGAUGGUAUGGAUAGCUGUGGUCUGCUCUCUGUUUGGAUUCUUUGGUUUUUCGAUUUGCCCAAUUUCCUUUGAGUUAGCUGUUGAAUGUUCCUAUCCAGUAGGAGAAGGUACCUCCACAGGUCUGGUCUUUGUAAUAGGACAAAUCGAAGGUGUGAUCAUCAUGGUCCUGUUACAAGCCCUGACAAUACAGCGCAGCAGCCGUGGCCCCUCCAUAUGCCAGUUGCAGGAAGACACCAUCUUGGACUGGAGGAACUCCAUGAUGUUGCUGGCUGGGCUAUUCUGUAUCUACAGCUGCAUCUUCAUUAUUUUCUUCCAUACACCAUAUAAGCGGCUUCAGGCAGAAGCCAACAUUACCUACAGGCCCCACAGUGCGGGAAAGGAUGUGGAAGAUGGGGCUUUGGCUCAGUGACCCAGAUAUACUACAGUCUUCACUUCCGACCACUCCCCGACACUUGUAUCAGAUUUCUAGUUUUAAAAUUUCUCAAAAACAACUUUGAUGAAAUUUUUGGCAGAAAACAUUUUCUGAAAACUGGUUUUUUUUGAUCCUUCUUUCUUCCUUACCCCACUGUAUUCUCUGACAAGGCAGAUGCUGAGCUGGAUUGGCACUGCCAAGGCUGUGACUCUUGGUUUGGUGCAACCUAAGCAACUUUUGGGAUACGGUAUCUGUACAGAAGGCAGUGGAGAGAUCCUCUAUGCCAGGCACUUAGGGAAAGAUCUCAAAUCAGCAAUGAGGGUUAGGAGGAUGGACUUUGUUUUACUGUUCAGAGAAAGACUUCAUACUAGGCACUGGGGAGAGUUCAGUCCAUACCCCUAGAAGAGACUUUACAACAGGAAGCAGGAGAGAAUCCAUAUUGAGAACUGAAAAGACACAUCACAUAUGAUAUCGGGGGAAGGAUUUCUUCUUACAGGAGACAGAGAGGAGAGAAGGAAGAGAGAGUCCAUUACAUAUACGAAGGAGAGUCUUCACCCCAGGUACUGAAGAAAAAUUCAUUCCAGGAACUAGAAAAUUCUAAAUACUUGGGAAAAGCUCCAUGGCAGAGUUUGUAAAGGAAUGAACUGUAGAUGGGAUGAGCCCAUGGUUGGGAAUUUGGGACAAAGCUUCAAAGCUACUGUGCCCACUGUGGUGAGAGCACCCUGUUUCAAGGUCUCAGCAUGGAAAUGCUCUUCAUGAGAUUCAUCCCAGCCUGGAGAAUAUAGCAAGCCUAUCCCAAGUGAGGAUACUAGCCACAGUCUAGGCCAAGGUCCUGUCCUGGAAGGUCCUGUGACCAGCUAGCAACCAGGAAGCUGAAGGAUUUUUGACCAGGCCUUGUUUGGUGACUGGGAGCCCUCAGGUUUUAGGUAAAUCCCAGUAUGUGAAGGCAUGUUCUUCAUCCUGUGCACAGGACAACAGGGGGAGAAGGGAGCAAGGAUUUAUUAUAUGCCUACUAAAUGCCAGCCACUGGGCUAAGUAUUUUCCAAAUAUUUUCUCAUUUGAUCCUUACAGAA